Messenger RNA from Eublepharis macularius, 1980 nucleotides. It is a transcript of the gene PLEKHA8, whose product is annotated as pleckstrin homology domain containing A8. Gene Ontology annotation, cellular component: cytoplasm; cytosol; membrane. The record is from RefSeq and is a predicted model, not a curated record. The transcript has 14 exons. Lineage: Eukaryota; Metazoa; Chordata; Lepidosauria; Squamata; Eublepharidae. Gene Ontology annotation, molecular function: ceramide 1-phosphate transfer activity; ceramide 1-phosphate binding. Gene Ontology annotation, biological process: intermembrane lipid transfer; ceramide transport. The coding region runs from base 138 to 1685 and encodes 515 amino acids.
UUCUGCCGGCCCCAGGAUGGCCCUGAGCGCCAGUGGCUCAGCUGAGGGGCUUGAGGGGUGGCAGAGGGCAUAAAAGGUUCUUGGGGGGAGAACUUUCCCCUGUCCCAAGCAGAUCUGGAUGGGGGGCCUUGGUCACCAUGGAUGGGGUACUGUACAAAUGGACCAACUAUCUGAGCGGCUGGCAGCCCCGAUGGUUCCUCCUUGGAGGAGGGGUGUUGUCCUAUUAUGACUCACGGGAAGAUGCUUGGAAAGGCUGCAAAGGAAGUAUCCAGAUGGCAGUAUGUGAAAUUCAAGUUCAUUCUACAGAUAACACACGGAUGGAUCUGAUUAUCCCUGGAGAACAGUACUUUUACCUGAAAGCCAGAAAUGCGACUGAGAGGCAAAAGUGGUUGGUUGCCCUAGGAACUGCCAAGGCCUGCUUAACUGACAUUAGGACACAGAAGGAGAAAGAGUUCACAGAAAACACUGAAGUAUUGAAAAAAAGAAUGGCAGAACUUAGACUAUAUUGUGAUCUCCUUGUUCAGCAAGUGGAUAAAACUAAGGAAACAGGCCUAUCUGGUAUAUCUGAAUCUGAGAAUGGAAUUGAUAUGGGAGCAUUGUUGAAAUCUACAUGUACCACAUUCCUGAAGACUCUUGAAGAAUGUAUGCAGAUUGCCAAUACAGCCUUCUCUUCCGAACUGUUGUACUGCACGCCAUCCGGGUCUCCACAUUUGGCUGCUCUCAAAUCAAACAAGCUAAAAACUCCUGGCAUACCUAGCCACUCUAUAUCGGAAAGACAGAUGGAACUGAAAAACUGUGAAAAUGGAUCUAUAUAUGCAAACCCUAACCUUCACGAUCAAACCCUGCUUGAUAACCUGACACCUGUCCUCCAGAAAACGGAUGAGAUAAACUGUGCUGAGGGGAAUUUGACAGAUGGUAUCAGUAAAGAUAACAAGAACCAGCUGCCGCCAAAAGAGGAGAAUAAUGACUGUGAAUCUCUACAGCCUGACGUCAGUUCUGCAGCCCAAUCAACAUCAUUGCAUUUGGCAGAAGGAGAAGACAAGGAUUUUCCGACUUUCUUUAGUGUCAUGAACAAUAGAUUCAGUGAUAUUGACCUUUUUGAGGAUGGAGGCAUACCCACAGAAGAAUUUCUGCAGUCUUGUUAUGCAAUAGUUCCAGUCUUGGACAAACUUGGUCCCACAGUCUUUGCUCCUGUUAAGAUGGACUUUGUAGGAAACAUCAAGAAAAUAAAUCAGAAAUUUAUAACCAACAAAGAUGAGUUCAAUACUCUUCAGAAAAUUGUCCUGCAUGAAGUAAACACUGAAGAAGCCCAAGUUAGAAACUCUGCAACUGAAGCCCUCCUCUGGCUUAAAAGGGGCUUAAAAUUUCUGAAGGAGUUUUUAACAGAACUAAAGAAUGGAGAAAAGAAUAUUCAAACAGCACUCAACAAUGCUUACGGUAGAACAUUACGACAACACCACGGGUGGGUUGUCCGUGGAGUUUUUGCGCUAGCUUUAAGGGCAUCCCCCACCUACGAAUGCUUUGUGGCUGCUCUAUCUGUCAGAGACUGUGAUAAUCAAGAAGAAGUUUUUUAUAGCGGGAUGCAAAGGGACCUCAACAUCUACCUACCAGCCAUGGAAAAACAGCUCGGCAUCUUGGAUGCUCUGUAUGAGGAACAUGGGCUGGAAUCAGAUGAAGUGGUGUGAGCCCCAGCCAAAACAGUGCCUCGCAAAUUCAGGGAUUGUGUUUGUUAACAUAGCUUUUUUCCCCAGAAGGCUAUUUCUGUUUCUUUGUGUUUUUUCUGCACUUGGGAAGGGACAGGACUCAAAGGUUUCCUUUUUUAUACAUUGUUUUUUAAAAAAACAGUUAAUAAUUCUUGUUUGUGUUUAAAUGCAAAGGUGCUAUGUAUUCUGGCAAGGUUAUGCCUGUCCUUACAGGAAGCAUCUUUAGCCAAAUUCAGUGGUGUUUACCGUGCGGCAGACCCUCCGUUGAGACUGAAGA